AAGAACUAGGCGUUCAUAGUCUGUGACGUUUUAUUCUUUAAAAAUCAAUGACCAACCCAGUGUCGAUCGUGGGAAACUCGUGACGGCAUCGUGAAUAUUACAAACCCAAAUUUGGAAGGGGCAUGCUUGUGUCAUGUGGGUCACGCAAUCACCGGAAGUAGAAGUUUUACUACAUUUUCAAUACAAUUUGCUUAGUCGAAAGGACAGAACAAAAACACAAAAUCGACGACUACAAAAUGGGCCUGUGUUUUUCAGUGAAACGAGAAGAUUAUGAAGAUAUUAUGCGCUAUGAUGGUGGAACUUUGCUUUGUUUCAAACACGGAGAAGGAACAAAUCUUUACGAAAAUGGCGAUAUGUACAAAGGGCAAUGGAAAUGGAAUCAAAUGCACGGUCACGGAGUUUAUACACACGCUAACGGAGAAGUAAAACAAGGAUAUUUUUAUCAAAAUGAGUAUAUUGGAAACGAGCCUGGUAAUCUAUUUGCUGCCACAACAUGUUGCAUUGGGUCAUGUUUUGGAGGAGCUCAAGCAGAACCUAUUCCGAGUGACGAGGAGAUAAGAAAACAAGCGAUGAGUGAAAGAGAUGAUCAAAACGCUAAAAACAGAGAGGCACGGCAACACCGAAGGGACGAGAUUCGAAACAAGUAUAAUAUUAAAAAAAAACCCUGAUCUAUGUAAACGUCUAUACUGGGGUUUUGAACAUUCCUUCAUAGAUGGUCAUGGGGUAUCCGAAAUAUAGGAUGACCGUUAGUUCUUGAAAAUCUGCGUGAGUGAGAACGACGCUUCAGAGGGCGUCACGCGAAGAAAUCACGCGAUUCGACGCGUAUAUUAUUUUCAAGAACAGAGGUAGGUGAAGGAAAAAAGUUGGAUUGCGUCUAUGAAUUUAGUCAUUUUUAAGUUUGAAGCCCGAGCUAUUUUGUGUAUAUUAUCUGUAGGUACAGAAAUUCUGAUAUAUCACAUCACCUUUUCGUACAUUAUAAUUUUCGGCUGAAUUCGUUGCCCUAGAAAUUUGGCCCAUUUUUUCAGCUCAGUUUGUGAACUUGAAAUGUUUCUGCAUGCGAUUGUUGUUAGAAUGUCCCUCGGUGUUUACAUUUACAAUCUCCGAAACAUUAAGGAUGUAGGAAUUUCACUUACGUACUUUGGUCCUUGACAAACCUCGGAGGAAGUUCUGAAAUCCGUCGCAGCAAGUUCACGAAUGGGCAAGAUUUCCAUAGAACCCCAUACUUCAUUAUGCAUACGAUUCUUUGAUAAUAGAAAACAGAAGCAAAACAACAGAUUACCUCUGGGACUUCGGCUGUGUUUGAUUGUUAUGGGGGUAUACGGAAAUCUUUUCCACGAAUGACUGUUCAAAUACCAUAAGUGAUGUUUCUGAAUUAGAAAAAAUUUUGUUUGUCCCAAUUUUAAGACACGUUUUGUUUCCAUACAUAUUAGUAAUAAAUUUGCACGUGCUAAUCGUCAUCGACUGGGUUGUUGUUGGCUCUUGCAACUUACCCAGCUUGGGAUUGCAAAGAAACUUAAUUACACAUCCCGUAAUCUUGUCUCGAUAUGAAGCAAUUCUCAAACGAGUCUCGAUUACUCCGAGAUUGCUUUGGUUUCGCUUUACAACGUUCUGUGAAUUGCAGAGAAUAAUUUUGCCACCGAUAAGAUAUAGACCAAAAACCAAUUGCAUCAAGUCCACCGCCUUUUUCGGUGUUUCAGGAGGUUCUCAAUUAAAAUAAACUCUAAUCGUAGUAAUAUUGCAUGUUUAGAUCACCAAAGCUUUAUUUGACAUCUUUAGUAACGCCCCUUCCACAAAGAGGAUAGUAGCCUUGCUAGAAACAGUGACACUUCCUUCUGAGGUUAUUCUGUUUCUCAGUUCGCUUUACUCGGAUGACAGGACAACUAGGUAUUUAGGGUUCUUAACAGAGAACAUUACCUGCGAUGAAGCCAUGUCUAGUGAUCUUCUCUUGCAUAGGCCUUAGGCAAAAGGCUAGCUAUGGCCCUUGAUCAAUAAUAUCGUAACUAAAGUGAGGUUGUUAGAUAAACUGCACAUCAGCAAGUUUUGCAGAUUUUUUUAUUUACAUGUCCACAAUUUCUAAUUGUUUUUUCCUUCCUUGGAAUAAACGUUAGCUAUUUUGCCACCAGAAGAAAAGUAAAAUAGAAAGAAAAGUCGACACUCGACUGAGAUGUAAAAUACGCCAAAAGGAAAAAUAAGUUAAAUAAUAAACAAAAAUGACUACAAAAUAUUUCACACUAA
Molecule: messenger RNA, 2235 nt
Organism: Stylophora pistillata
Lineage: Eukaryota; Metazoa; Cnidaria; Anthozoa; Scleractinia; Pocilloporidae
Source: RefSeq, a predicted model, not a curated record